Messenger RNA from Sorghum bicolor (sorghum), 1010 nucleotides. Its product is annotated as proteasome subunit beta type-3. Lineage: Eukaryota; Viridiplantae; Streptophyta; Magnoliopsida; Poales; Poaceae. Gene Ontology annotation, cellular component: proteasome core complex; proteasome core complex, beta-subunit complex. Gene Ontology annotation, biological process: proteasome-mediated ubiquitin-dependent protein catabolic process. The record is from RefSeq and is a predicted model, not a curated record. Bases 188 to 802 code for a protein of 204 amino acids. The transcript is spliced from 7 exons.
CGAACUGAGGUCGGACUCGACGCGGGUCCGGAGCGGCACCGCUGGACCUUCUUGCUCACCAAGAAGCCCAACCCGGGCCUCCACCAUAAGCCCACUAGGCCACCGCCGUCGCUAGUCGCUACUUCCCCUCCGACUCCGAUCCUCGACGCCGACGCAUCCACCGGAACCCUCCUCCUCCGCCGUCGCUAUGUCGAUCUUCGAGUACAAUGGAUCCGCCGUGGUGGCGAUGGUGGGGAAGAACUGCUUCGCGAUCGCCAGCGACCGGCGGCUGGGCGUGCAGCUUCAGACCAUCGCGACCGACUUCCAGCGGGUGUUUAAGAUCCACGACAAGCUCUACAUCGGCCUCUCGGGGCUCGCCACCGACGCCCAGACGCUGUACCAGCGGUUGGUGUUCAGGCACAAGCUGUAUCAGCUGCGGGAGGAGAGGGACAUGAAGCCUGAGACCUUUGCCAGCCUUGUCUCUGCGCUCCUCUACGAGAAGAGAUUCGGGCCAUAUUUCUGCCAGCCAGUCAUUGCUGGACUUGGAGAUGAUGAUGUACCUUUUAUUUGUACCAUGGACUGCAUUGGUGCAAAGGAACUGGCCAAGGAUUUUGUUGUUUCUGGGACAGCGUCAGAAUCUUUGUAUGGUGCCUGUGAAUCCAUGUACAAGCCAAAUAUGGAACCUGAUGAACUAUUCGAGACUAUAUCCCAAGCUCUGAAUUCUUCAGUAGACCGUGACUGCCUUAGCGGGUGGGGUGGCUAUGUUCUGAUUGUGACGCCGACUGAAGUGAGGGAGCAUGUGAUUAAGAGCAGGAUGGACUAAAUCAUGGCCACUAGAGUUCUUAGCUUGUUUCCAAUGCUUAGACCAAUGUUGUGUUUGGAUUCUGAAGUAACAUUGUAUCAUCACACAGUUGGUAUGAGAAGGAACCCUUUGUUUUCUUUACCCCUGUUUUGCAAGACUUCUGCCUGGAUUUCAGCUGAAUGGGUGGAUGACUUGAUAAUAUCCUAGAUUGAGGAAUUGUUCUCUUGUA